UCAUGCUGUCUUCUUGUUCUUGUCUUGUAGGUUCACAUAGUCUACCUGGGCCACACCCAUGGCCAUGAUCCUCUCCUAACCACAAGGCUCCAUGUUCGACUUCUCUCCAAUGUCUUUUCUAGAGAAGCUGAAGCAAAGGAAGCCAUGAUCUAUGGUUACAAGCAUGCCUUCUCUGGUUUCGCUGCCAUGCUUAACUCAACACAAGCCACCACGCUGGCAAGUGUGGAAGGGGUUAUCUCAGUGUUCAGGAGCAAGAUAUUGGGAUUGCACACGACUCGAAGUUGGGAUUUCAUGGGCCUCACCUUGGGACCUGAGGAAACUACGCCGAUGCAGUUAAAAUAUGGUGAUGAUAUAGUUGUUGGCAUCUUUGAUACAGGUGUCUGGCCGGAAUUGGAUUGUUUCCGGGAGGAACCCGACAUGGGUCCGAUCCCAAAAUCAUGGAACGGCACAUGCGUGAAAGCCGACAAGUUCGAUCCAAAGAAAGCAUGCAACCGGAAGCUGAUCGGAGCUCGGUACUACAUCGAUGGCUUCGAACGUGAGUUCGGGCCUCUGAACACGAGCGGCGAUGCCGAGUACCGAUCGCCCCGUGACCGGCUCGGGCAUGGGACGCACACAGCAUCGACGGCCGUCGGGUCUGUUGUAAGGAACGCGAGCUACUUUGGUCUUGCACCGGGCACCGCCCGUGGCGGCGCGCCACGGGCUCGGCUGGCGGUGUACAAGGUGUGCUGGCUGAAGGACCUCCAAGGGAGGUGCAGUGAGGCCGACAUCCUGGCAGCCUUCGACGACGCCUUGCACGAUGGAGUGCACGUGAUGUCGGCCUCGAUCGGAUCGUCGCCGCCGUUGAUGCCGUUCUUCUCGACGAGCAGCGACAUUGGGUCGUUCCAUGCGACGCAGCUGGGGGUGGCGGUGGUCUUCUCGGCGGGGAACGAUGGGCCUGACUCUUCCCUGGUGCAAAAUGUGUCGCCGUGGGGCUUGUGCGUCGCCGCCGGGACAGUUGACCGGGCAUUCCCAACACAGAUGGUACUGGGAAACAACGUCUCCAUGAUGGGACAAGGCUUCAUCACAAGAGAAAUAAAGAUGAAAUUGGUUGAUAGUGGGAGGUUUUUUGAUGAUGGGUCAUGUUCACUUGACAAAUGGAACGGCCGCAAGCUAGCCUCAGGGAGGAUUGUUCUUUGCUUCUCUUCCGUAGGACAGGUAUCUAGCACAGUUGCAGCCCUAUCAGUCUUAGCAAUCAAUGGAUCAGGCAUUAUUUUUGUUGAGUCCAUAUCAAGGCAAACAGUUCAAGAUGAUUUCCUUCCUACUAUCCAUGUCGACCUCUAUGAAGGCACUCAGAUGCUUUAUUAUAUUCAAUCUUCCAAGGAUCCAUCGGUGCAAAUCUUUUCCAGCAAAACAAACAUUGGUCACUCUCCUGCUCCAUCUGUUGCUUAUUUCUCCUCUAGAGGGCCGAGUUCUAUAUCCCCAAAUAUCCUGAAGCCUGAUAUCAUGGCUCCUGGGGUAAAUAUCUUAGCAGCAUGGUCACCAAAAUCUUCACCAACUUUGCUACCAUUCGAUGGUCGUUCUGUGGUUUGGAACUUCGACUCAGGGACCUCAAUGGCAUGCCCCCAUGUAUCAGGCAUUGUGGCCCUUCUUAAGUCUGCUCAUCCAGAUUGGUCCCCAGCUGCAAUCAAGUCUGCUCUAAUGACAACAGCUUACAUGAGUGAUACAAGUUCAGACAACAUCUUGGCAGGAGGCACUUUGAAAGCAGCAGAUCCUUUUGACGUAGGUGCAGGGCAUGUAAAUCCCUUAAUAGCAAUAGACCCAGGACUAGUAUAUGAUAUGGAUGCCCGAGAUUAUGUUCUUUUUCUUUGUAGUUUAGGCUACACUGAGGUCCAGAUAAAGAUGAUGGUUCUUCCUUCACCUAGCAUUGAUACCAGUUGCAGUGGAAGCCACUCUGAUUUGGAGCUAAACUAUCCAGCAAUAAUUAUAUCAAACCUUCAAUCGACGGUAACAAUCAAGAGAAGCCUUCGGAAUGUUGGUCGAAGUAGUGUUGUUUAUUUCUCCAGCAUCAAGAACCCUGAGGGAGUGUACACUUAUGUGUGGCCAAGGUUCCUGGUCUUCUCUUUGCAUAAGAAAACUAUUUCAUAUUAUGUGACCAUCACACCAAUUAAACAAUCCCAAGGGCGGUAUGAUUUUGGGGAGAUAAUAUGGUCUGAUGGCUAUCAUCAUGUUAAAACCCCAUUGAUAGUCUGUGUGAACAAUCUUGGGGAUGGGAAUAGAGAUGCUGCAACUCAUUUGAGUGCUUAACA
This is a messenger RNA of Elaeis guineensis (African oil palm), 2285 nucleotides long. Its product is annotated as subtilisin-like protease SBT3.18. The record is from RefSeq and is a predicted model, not a curated record. Gene Ontology annotation, molecular function: serine-type endopeptidase activity. Lineage: Eukaryota; Viridiplantae; Streptophyta; Magnoliopsida; Arecales; Arecaceae. Gene Ontology annotation, biological process: proteolysis.